Drosophila innubila is the source of this 2998-nucleotide messenger RNA. It is a transcript of the gene Nmdar2, whose product is annotated as glutamate receptor ionotropic, NMDA 2B. Gene Ontology annotation, biological process: monoatomic ion transport; modulation of chemical synaptic transmission; synaptic transmission, glutamatergic. The transcript has 10 exons. The record is from RefSeq and is a predicted model, not a curated record. NCBI's taxonomy places the organism in Eukaryota, Metazoa, Arthropoda, Insecta, Diptera, Drosophilidae. Gene Ontology annotation, cellular component: postsynaptic membrane; plasma membrane. Gene Ontology annotation, molecular function: NMDA glutamate receptor activity; transmitter-gated monoatomic ion channel activity involved in regulation of postsynaptic membrane potential. The coding region runs from base 16 to 2724 and encodes 902 amino acids.
UCGGCGAUUCUCUACAUGAUGAACAACGAGCAAUUUGGACACAGCACAGCCUCGGCUCAGUAUUUUCUGCAAUUGGCCGGAUACUUGGGCAUACCGGUGAUCUCUUGGAAUGCGGACAAUUCGGGAUUGGAGCGACGAGCGUCGCAGUCGACACUCCAAUUGCAAUUGGCACCGAGCAUUGAGCAUCAAAGUGCAGCAAUGUUGAGCAUUUUGGAGAGAUACAAGUGGCAUCAAUUCUCCGUAGUGACCUCACAAAUUGCCGGACACGAUGACUUUGUGCAGGCGGUGCGGGAACGUGUGGCAGAGAUGCAGGAACACUUCAAGUUCACCAUACUCAACUCGAUUGUGGUGACCCGGACGAGCGAUCUCAUGGAGCUGGUGAACAGCGAGGCACGUGUGAUGCUUCUCUAUGCCACACAAACGGAGGCCAUUACCAUUCUGCGUGCCGCCGAGGAAAUGAAAUUAACGGGGGAGAAUUAUGUCUGGGUUGUCAGUCAGUCGGUGAUUGAGAAGAAGGAUGCACAUUCGCAGUUUCCAGUUGGAAUGCUCGGGGUUCAUUUCGAUACGAGCAGCGCCGCAUUAAUGAACGAAAUAUCGAAUGCCAUCAAGAUCUAUAGCUAUGGUGUGGAAGCCUAUCUGACAGAUCCGGCCAAUAAGGACAGACGACUCACCACACAGUCGCUGUCCUGCGAGGACGAGGGUCGUGGUCGCUGGGACAAUGGAGAGAUCUUUUUCAAGUACUUGCGCAACGUGUCCAUUGAGGGGGAUCUGAACAAGCCGAAUAUUGAGUUCACUGCAGAUGGUGAUCUGAAGUCGGCGGAGCUUAAGAUCAUGAAUCUUCGGCCCAGUGCGAACAAUAAGAAUCUCGUUUGGGAGGAGAUUGGGGUAUGGAAGUCGUGGGAGACACAGAGAUUGGAUAUACGCGAUAUUGCGUGGCCAGGUAACUCGCACGCUCCGCCGCAAGGUGUGCCCGAGAAAUUCCAUUUAAAGAUCACAUUCCUCGAGGAGGCACCCUAUAUCAAUCUGUCACCCGCUGAUCCAGUCAGUGGCAAGUGUUUAAUGGACCGCGGUGUGCUCUGCCGUGUCGCUGCCGAUCAUGAGAUGGCCGCCGACAUUGAUGUGGGUCAAGCACACCGCAAUGAGUCCUUCUAUCAAUGCUGCAGUGGCUUUUGCAUUGAUCUGCUCGAGAAAUUUGCCGAGGAGCUCGGCUUCACCUACGAACUGGUACGGGUUGAAGAUGGUAAAUGGGGUACACUUGAGAAUGGUAAAUGGAAUGGUUUAAUUGCCGACUUGGUUAACCGCAAGACGGACAUGGUACUCACAUCUCUCAUGAUCAACACCGAGCGCGAAGCGGUCGUCGAUUUUAGCGAACCGUUCAUGGAAACCGGUAUUGCCAUCGUUGUUGCCAAACGUACGGGCAUCAUAUCGCCCACGGCCUUUCUGGAACCCUUCGAUACGGCCUCCUGGAUGCUGGUUGGCAUCGUCGCCAUCCAGGCAGCUACUUUCAUGAUCUUUCUCUUCGAGUGGCUCUCACCCAGCGGCUACGACAUGAAGCUGUACCUGCAGAACACGAACGUUACACCCUAUCGGUUCUCCCUCUUCCGCACCUACUGGCUGGUCUGGGCGGUACUCUUCCAAGCGGCCGUUCAUGUGGAUUCUCCCCGUGGCUUUACCUCACGCUUCAUGACCAAUGUGUGGGCUCUCUUCGCCGUCGUCUUCCUUGCCAUCUACACUGCCAACCUGGCGGCCUUCAUGAUAACCAGAGAGGAGUUCCACGAGUUCAGUGGACUCAACGACAGCCGCUUGGUGCAUCCGUAUUCACACAAGCCUUCAUUCAAAUACGGCACGAUUCCCUACAGCCACACGGACUCGACGAUUCACAAGUACUUUAAGGACAUGCACUACUACAUGAAGCAAUACAAUAAGACAAGCGUAGCUGAUGGCGUUGCCGCUGUUCUGAAUGGUAAUCUGGAUUCCUUCAUCUAUGACGGCACCGUGUUGGACUAUUUGGUUGCCCAGGAUGAGGACUGUCGCCUGAUGACUGUGGGCAGCUGGUAUGCCAUGACUGGCUAUGGACUCGCCUUUAGUCGCAACUCCAAGUACGUGCAGAUGUUCAACAAGCGUCUUUUAGAGUUCCGAGCCAAUGGAGAUUUGGAGAGACUGCGUCGCUAUUGGAUGACAGGCACUUGUCGACCGGGUAAACAGGAGCAUAAAUCAUCAGAUCCUUUGGCAUUGGAGCAGUUCUUGUCGGCCUUUCUACUGCUCAUGGCUGGCAUUCUUUUGGCCGCAUUAUUGCUGCUGCUGGAACACGUUUAUUUCAAGUACAUUCGCAAGAGAUUGGCCAAAAAAGAUGGCGGUCAUUGCUGUGCCCUUAUCUCGCUGUCCAUGGGCAAAUCGUUGACAUUUCGUGGCGCCGUCUUCGAGGCCACGGAGAUCUUGAAAAAGCAUCGAUGCAACGAUCCCAUUUGCGACACGCACCUGUGGAAGGUUAAACACGAGCUGGACAUGUCCAGACUCCGGGUGCGUCAACUGGAGAAGGUCAUGGACAAGCACGGCAUCAAAGCGCCGCAAUUGAGACUGGCCUCUUCGUCCGAUCUGCUGAAUCAUCAUCAUCUCAAGGAGCGUCCACCGUUGCUCGGAAAUCUCAGUUUGGCUGCCAGCGCUCAAGAUUUAUACAGGUGGUCUUACAAAACGGAAAUUGCCGAAAUGGAGACGGUGCUCUGAAGCGAUUGGAAUGAAUCACAUAUGAAUCCUAAUCUUAAAUAUCUAAGUCUUACCAAUAGUUAAAACCCAAUCAACAACAAAAUAUAACAGUAAAACAACAACAACAACAACAAGUACUAUGCAUUUUAAUCAACAAACAAUUGAGCAAUGUUUUUUAUCGGUUGUCUAUUUUUUUUUUUUUUUUUAUUAAGGCUACGAUUAAAAAUUGACGAAGCAGAAAAACUAAACGGACUGCAAUUGCAAAUUUACACCAAAUAAAACGAAAAGCAACAAC